Molecule: messenger RNA, 7411 nt
Organism: Corythoichthys intestinalis (scribbled pipefish)
Lineage: Eukaryota; Metazoa; Chordata; Actinopteri; Syngnathiformes; Syngnathidae
Product: SUN domain-containing ossification factor-like
Exons: 23
Coding region: 1215-4904 (1229 amino acids)
Biological process (GO): regulation of bone remodeling; protein folding in endoplasmic reticulum
Cellular component (GO): cytoplasm; membrane
Source: RefSeq, a predicted model, not a curated record
UGAUGGGGGGGGCAACUUCAUGGAGGUCCGUAUAGAUGGUCACCAAUCCAUUCCAGUUUUCGCUUCGGUUUGCCUAAAAUCUGGUCCGCAUUUUACGGCACUCCUUCAACACACAACAUUACGGUCUCCCAAUUUACCGAGAGACUUUAUCGGUAAAAAUGUCAGCUGUGUGGGAUCAUUUCACCUUAAAAGGACGACAAAGACCAAGAGGCAGAGUGCAACAUAUGCCACAAUAAAGUCAAGCGUGGUGGUAAAGCUGUAAGAAGUUUUAAUACAACCAACCUAAUCAAGCAUUUAGCGAAAUACCACCACAAACAAUAUGAGGAGUAUGUUAAGAAAACCGAAGACAAAAAGAAAGGUCUUACACAACUAACACUGGCAGAAACUUUUGCUAUGCGUGACAAACUGGCACUCGACAGUCCCAAAGCCCAGGGAAUAACAAAGAGUCAUUGCCGAAGAAUUCAUUGUGGAUGACGAGCCAUUAUCUCUCGUGAGUAAAGACGCACCAUCCAACACUUUUAUGCUGCAUUCCAGAGAAGUGGGAAGUCGGAUUUAUCCCACUCGGAUGGUACCAGUUCCGACCUCAAAGCGUUCCAAGCAAAUGUAAACAACAAAGAUGGCUGAUCGCGACGAGGUGUUUUUUAUUUUGGCCAUCCAAAGACAACUAUGACUAUGACUAAGACUAUGGAGGACCAAAGCUGCUAAAAUUAAAAAUAAAAAUAAAAAUAAAUCAAUCAAUAAAAAGCAAAAUAAAAACGAAAAUAAAUACAAAAAUAAGAAAUAUGAUACAAAAAUUAAAUAUAAAUACAAAAAUAAAUUUGGAAAUAAGUAGCUAAUUAAAUAAAAGUAGAAAUAAAAAUGAAUAUAUGUAUACAAAAAUAAGAAAUUACAUUAAAAAUGAAAGAAUAAAUACAAAAAUAAAUGUGGAAAUAAAUACAAAAAUAAAUAUAUUGAUUGAAAUAAAUGUCAAUCAAUAAAUAAAAACGCUGUGCCAUAUAUUUACUUGUUUCAUUGUCAGUGCCAACAUUAAAGUGGAAAUGUUAUUCAAAUGAGGGGGCGGUACUACAUGUGUUGAACUAUUCACCCAUUGGUCGAUCGACAUGCCAGUUCAGUGAUCCUCUCGAUCGACGAAGUAAUGUUUGCCUUCCUGCUCCUUGCUUGCUUCCUAAAAUAAUGGGACGAGACGAGAAGGUCGGAGUCCAAGCGGCUACGGGAUGCUGGCAAUCGGUUGGAUGAGGACAAGGUUCCAUAGUUGCCAUUUUGAUGGCACAGAGCAAGACCAGGAAGCCCAAAGGUGUGAGCUUUUAAAGGGCUGCAUUUUGGAGGACGAGUCAGGAGAUGCACAUCAUCAACACAAGACACCCGAGCUGGACGAACCCGCCAUAAAUUCAAGAUUUGAGGUCGACUAUGGUAUUUCACAGCCACAGCUGGAACCUAAGCAGCACUUAGAAAGAGAAAACAUGGUCGGGUCAGCUGUUCAAGACCAAGAAUCAAACACCACUGUCAUCUCAACAGUUGAGUCUUCGGUCUAUGAGUCCACUGGUGAAGAAAAUGACAGACCUGGUGUUUUUAACUCACAAGAUGCAGUCAGUCUUUCAGAAGAUGCAUCUGAUGAAGCUCAUUCUGGGGUCCUUGACUCUGACUUGUCUCUUGCUGAAUGUGAAGAAGACACAAGUCCAUAUAAUCAUGAAGGACGUCCUCCGGUAGUUUUGGAGAACAUGUCUAACGCUCACACUGCUGGUACCGAAAUUCAAAUACACCCUUCUUCAAAGGUCCAGGGUAGUCAACACCGUGAUAGAAACAUAUCGCACUCUCUCAACAAACAAGAUGUGAAUUCUGCUGUCACCAUCGAGACACAUCCCAGUAUAAAUAACAAAGACCCAGAAGAUAUUCCGACAUUUGACGAGUGGAAACGAAAAAUUAUGGAGGUUGAGAAUGAAAAAACUCAUUCCAUUCGUACUUCUACUAAUGGAGGUUCCAAUAUGCUGAAGAAGUUGCAAAAAAACUUCAACAAUUAUGCUUCUGUUGAGUGUGGAGCAAAGAUCCUUGGUGCUAACCCAGAAGCUAAGAGCACUUCAGCGAUAUUGAAGGAGAAUAUGGAUUUGUACAUGCUAAAUCCCUGCAGUAAUAAAAUCUGGUUCAUCAUUGAGCUGUGUGAGCCCAUUCAGGUGAAGCAGUUGGAUAUUGCCAAUUUUGAACUUUUUUCUUCUACACCCAAAGACUUUCUGGUUUUAAUCAGUGACAGAUACCCAACUAACAAAUGGCUCAAAAUGGGAACUUUUCAUGCCCAAGAUGAACGCACAGUCCAGAGCUUCCCUUUGGACGAGCAGCUUUAUGCUAAAUAUGUGAAGAUGUUCACCAAGUAUAUAAAGGUUGAGCUUCUCUCUCACUUUGGCUCUGAACAUUUCUGCCCCCUCAGUGUCAUUAGAAUAUUUGGGACAAGUAUGGUGGAGGAGUAUGAAGAAAUUGUUGAGCCUUCUGAAAGACCGGAAGAUCAGGAUGAUGACUUUGAGUAUUCAUCCCCUUUGGGAACUGGUGAAGUCAAGCAUUCAACAAAUGUGAUUGGUUUGGCAAAGGAUGUCAUUUUGAACAUGGUCAAUAAUAUUGCUAUCAAUGUUCUUGGGAGUAACUCACAAAUGCAAGGAAAUAUUUCAUACCAGGAUGCAAGCGUGAACGGGACACAUGUUAAUGAAACGACUGCUCAAUCUCCACUCAUAAGUCCAAUCACUGAUUCAAAGAUGGAUGAGGUAACAUCAUCUGCAAACGCAAAAAUCACUGAAACUGAAACCCUAUCAACAACAGCAACAAUGGAUGUAUUGGAACUGUUUAGAGACAAUAAAAGUGAAAAUCACCAACCUCAAUUGAACGAACAAAUUGUUAUUACUUUACAGCCAGAUGAAGAAGAAUCUAUUCACACACCAAUCACACUGUUGGAUCAAGAGGAUGAGUUAGGUAGAGAGACAGAGAAAAUGGAUCACAAUGAACCACAAAAUGUCACUUUCCAGUCACCUAUUCCUAAAUUUUUCUCUUGUUCAUGUAAAAUCUACCUUCAGGAGUAUCUGCAGCAACAAUGUCUGCUACUGCUGUUCAGUUACAAAAGAAAAUGCCAGUACACAGAAAAAGGACAAAUGGCUCCUUCUAGCCACACUUCCAUUUGGUUCCCACCCUCGUUCCCCUCUGCUUGUCCUGAACAAAAGUAUCAUCACAGUGAGGCACAUCAGCCCUUUCAAAAAGAAAAAGCUCCUGGGGGCGAGCCAGAAAGCGAAGCACCUCAGCCCCGAGCAAACACUUUUAUCGAACCUCAUGAUGACUCUAUGUCUGAACCUUCUCCACUUGAGCCCAGUCAAACAUCAAAUCUCCCCAAACCUGCCACCACCGAUUCAUCCGUUGCAAACCCAACCUUUUAUAAGACUCUGCAGCUGUCUCCUGAGGCUUCAGCAAAGCCACUAAGCCCAAAUGAGAGCCAAGACAUGCAGAGUAUGGAGAAGCUUACAAAGGCUUCACUACCUCUCAGUAGCGCAAUCGUUGGAACGGUAACAGAUGAGGUCAAAGUGGCAGCAACAAAAGUUAAAUUGAACAUUGCAAUUAGUGCAGAUCCUGAUAUGACAGCUGAGUCCCAGAUUGCCUCUCAUGUGGAUCAGUCACUGAACCUAACAGCUUUACUCGAAAGUAUGUCUCCUUCCACUGAGCCAGCUCAUCCUGCGUCACAUACACAGAUUGAUCUUGAGCACUCAAAUGGUGCCCCAGUCAUGACAGAUCCCAAAACAGCGGACCGAACCGAAGAUGUAUUUACCCAUUUGCCGUCAACAUCCUCCUCACCGCCCCUCUCAGACAUCUACGCAGAUCCCUCAAAUGGCCUAGAGCAGACGGGUAACACGGUGCACGGUUCCAGCCAAAAAGAGUCAGUGUUCAUGCGGCUCAACAACCGCAUUAAGGCCUUGGAGAUGAAUAUGUCCCUCAGUGGGCGCUAUCUAGAACAGCUCAGCCAAAGAUAUCGUAAGCAGAUGGAGGAGAUGCAGACAGCUUUCAACAAAACCAUUAUUAAACUCCAAAACACAUCCAGAAUUGCAGAACAGCAAGACCAGCAACAGACAGAGUCCAUUCACUUGCUGCAAGGCCAGCUGCAGAAUGUGACUCUGAUGGUACUCAACCUGUCAGCUCAAGUCAGUCAGCUGCAGAAUGAGGUGUCAGACAAGCAUAACUACCUACUGCUGUGCUUGCUGCUCAUUCUGGGUUUCGGCUUGUCGCUAUUCGCUAACCGAUGCUGCAUCUCUAUCACACCUCCAUAUGCAACGCCAGAUGCAACAAACUUCUACACCCACUGCUGUCCUGAGAGGAACAUUGCCACUGGUGAUGAACGUAGUUUGAAGAGGAGUGCAUCCUACCCACAAAUACACUCCUUCCAGUUAGUGCCUCGUAAAGGUCCCGAAAGUCUUCAUUCUGAGGAGAGUCAACCUAAAAAGAAGAAAAGACGACGCAAGAUAAAAUCCAUUGAGAAAGUGGAGACUCUGACCUCUUGUGCUACUUCACUGGCAUGCGACGGAUCCCCCGUAUUGUACAGUGCGCCUGUCACAACUCACCCCGCCUCCCUGACGAGGGGGCUGCUUCUACCCUCUUUCCGUGACUCUCCAUCAGAGGGCAGCUCAGAGACAUCUUCCCAUUCAGAUGAUCCCUCCUGCGGAAUAACCCUCGCCUGCUCUCAGAUAUGUGAGCGUCUGGCCCCGCGCAAGACAUUGCAGGAGAAAAAGGCGCUGAGACGGAGGCAUCCUAAACCCACUUGUGCUGUUGUGGUCCCCAGCAAAGACAAAAGCAAUACAUUGUCCAUUUCUGCUCCACAUGACAUGAAAUCAAAUCACAGCACUGGGACUUUAGGGAUAACUAUCCCUCUCUCAGGUCCUGUGUAACACUUGUAAAUGCAAACAGAUGACAAGUGUGCACAUUUGAUUAAGGUCUUUGCAAAAGAGUGGCACUACUGUUAAUUCCUUUAGCCAUAGUUUGACAAUUCUAUCACUUGCACUGCUUCUUUGAUGGACAGUAAUUGAUAAAUAUUUUAUAUUUUUUGUGGGUCUUUCAAGAUUUCAAGUCACACUUCCCCAAUUGUUUUGUACAAAAAAAGCGACACAAACGUGAAAGGUGAGAUGGAGUGCAUUCAUUCUUGAUAUUCUGCGUUGUGUGUUAUUGUACUGAAAAACCUGCCGUUGCCAUUUGGGAGUGGUUUUAUUGUCUUGCAGCCAUCUGAUGAAAAUAAAAAAUAGAGCACAGUGACUUUUCCAGCUUUAGCCCUCAUGCACACCUCUCUUCAGCAGCCUUGACAACUACAAAAAUAUAUUUUCAUUUUACCGUGCACAACUUUAUUACAAACAAAAAACAGGUAAUCACGAUGGACCCGACUUGUGCGAUUUCGACUCCUGCAUCUUUUUUUUUUUUUUCUUUUUAUAAUGUUGACUUUUGUGAUGCAUGCUUUUAUUUUGCCGCAGAAAACGAACGCAUGUACAGAUGCACCUGCCCACCCCACACACACACGCACACACAGAGCAGCCGAGUGGUAGAGGUGACACCCUGCAUGCACAUUUGUUGCUUGUGAAGCAUGCAGAGGUGUCGGCUGUAUAUAACCCCUUUUGUACUGUUUGUGUGUUUUUAACUGUCGCGGAAUACUUGAGGCGAGUUUAUGUGAUUGUUUUUGAUGAUGUGCAGACGCUAACUGAUAUAUGCUAAUUUUUGUUUGUUAUUGCUCUAUUUUAUUUUAGUUUCAUUCUGCAAGUGUUGAUGUCAUUAGCAGCUGAAUACGGAUGUCUGACAUCGUCAUUUCGGAGCUUAGCUCACUGUCUAGCUUGGAGUUAGCGCCAACAUCUUGGCGAGGACAGUACAAUGACGUAUAAUACGUGUUUUUGGAUAGUUUAUUUUGAGGGUGUUUUGAGGUACAGUUGUGGUCAAAAGUUUACAUACACUUGUGAAGAACAUAAUGUCAUGGCUCUCUUGAGUUUCCAGUUAUUUCUACAACUCUGAUUUUUCUCUGAUAGAGUGAUUGGAACAGAUACUUCUUUGUCACAAAAAAACAUUCAUGAAGUUUGGUUCUUUUAUGGCUUUAUUAUGGGUGAAUAGAAAAAAGGGAUUUUAUUAUGGGUGAAUAGAAAAAAGGGAUCAAAUCUGCUGGGUCAAAAAAAUACAUACAGCAGCGCUAAUAUUUGGUAACAUGUCCCUUGGCCAUUUUCACUUCAAUUAGGCGCUUUUGGUAGCCAUCCACAAACUUCUGGCAGGCUUCUGGUUGAAUCUUUGACCACUCCUCUUGACAGAAUUGGUGCAGUUCAGUUAAAUUUGAUGGCUUUCUGACAUAGACUUGUUUCUUCAGCAUUGUCAACAAGUUCUCAAUGGGGUUUAAGUCAGGACUUUGGGAAGGCCAUUCGAAAACCUUAAAUCUAGCCUGAUUUAGCCAUUCCAUUACCACUUUUGAUGUGUGUUUAGGGUCAUUGUCCUGUUGGAACACCCAACUGCGCCCAAGACCCAAUCUUCAGGCUGAUGACUUUAGGUUAUCUUGAAGAAUUUGAAGGUAAUCCUCCUUCUUCAUUAUCCCAUUUUACUCUCUGUAAAGCACCAGUUCCAUUGGUAGCAAAACAGCCCCACAGCAUAAUACUACCACCCCCGUGCUUGACGGUAGGCAUGGCGUACUUGGGGUUAAAGGCCUCAACUUUUCUCCUCCAAACAUAUUGCUGGACAUUGUGGCCAAACAGCUCGAUUUUUGUUUCGUCUGACACAGAACUUUCCUCCAGAAGGUCUUAUCUUUGUCCAUGUGAUCAGCAGCAAACUUCAGUCGAGCCUUAAGGUGCCACUUUUGGAGCAAGGGCUUCCUUCUUGCACGGCAGCCUCUCAGUCCAUGGAGAUGCAAAACAUGCUUGACUGUGGACACUGACACCUGUGUUCCAGCAGCUUCUAAUUCUUGGCAGAUCUGCUUUUUGGUACUUCUUGGUUGAAUCUUCACCCUCCUGACCAAUUUUCUCUCAGCAGCAGGUGAUAGCUUGCGUUUUCUUCCUGAUUGUGGCAGUGACAAAACAGUGCCAUGCACUUUAUACUUACAAACAAUUGUUUGCACUGUUGCUCUUGGGACCUGCAUCUGCUUUGAAAUGGCUCCAAGUGAGUUUCCUGACUUGUUCAAGUCAAUGAUUUGCUUUUUCAGAUCCAUGCUGAGCUCCUUUGACAUUCCCAUUGUAGCAUUUGUGGGCAUUUGCAUCCAAUGAGCCCUAUUUAAAUGGCCCCAGAGAAGUCAAAAUUGCUAAUUCGUGUUGCUGUAUGUAUAUUUUUGACCCAGCAGAUUUGAUCACUUUUUCUGUUAACCCAUAAUAAAGUCAUAAAAGAACCAAACUUCAUGAAUGUUUUUUUGUGACAAAGAAGUAUCUGUUCCAAUCACUCUAUCGGA